AUGACGGAUGUGGAACUGCGUGCGCACUUAUUAACGCACGUCUCCACGGCCGAAUCAAUUGUUGAAGCACAAAACUUCUCCAAGUGGACAACGAUACUACGGAGUACAGCGUACGUGUUCCGGUACAUAUGCAACUCAAAGCAGAUGGUCAAGACGAAACAGCGAACCGGUGGACCGUUGACGCAACAGGAAUUAUACAGGGCCGAGAACUUUCUCUAUCGCCUUGCCCAGAGUUGCGAAUACGUCGACGAGCUUGCGAUCCUCGUCAGUAAUCGCCGAAUUGGAUCGGAGAAGAAGUCGAUUCCAAAGUGCAGCUCUAUUGCCUACUUCCGUCCGUUUCUCGAUGAAUACGACGUGCUGAGAGUCCGUGGCCGUACCGCUGCCUGCCCGUUGAUCGACUACGAUGCAGUCAACCCUGUCAUUCUUCCUCGUAACCACCAUGUCACACGGCUGAUAGUCUCUCACUACCACAGCAAAUAUCACCACCAAAACCACAACACAGUCCUCAACGAGAUUCGCCAGCGAUACAGGAUUCCUCACCUCAAGUCCGUAUACUACACGAUCCGGAAGCAAUGCCAAAAAUGCAUGAACGAAAGGGCAACUCCACUACCGCCGACCAUGAGUGAUCUGCCGCUAUCACGUCUGGCUGCGUACUCUCGUCCGUUCACGCAUAUGGGGGUGGAUUAUUUCGGGCCGAUCAUGGUAUCCGCCAACCGUAAAACAGAGAAACGCUGGGUGUUGAUAGCUACCUGCCUGACCAUCCGCGCCAUACACCUGCAAAUUGCACACACUCUAAAUACCGAUUCCUGCAUCAUGGCUCUACGCAACGUCAUAGGUAGGAGGGGUACACCGGCGGUCAUCUAUAGUGACCAAGGAACUAACUUUCGAGGCGCUAGUAAGGAGCUGAAGGCCGCUAUGGAGAGUUUGGAUCAGGAACGCUUGAUGAUCGAGUUCACGACUCCUCACACCAGCUGGAGUUUCAAUCCACCAGCCUCCCCGCACAUGGGUGGAGCGUGGGAACGUCUUAUCCGUACAGUCAAACAGAACCUCGGGAAGAUCCUGCCAGCCAGCACGCUAUCGUACGAAGUCCUUGAAAACCUGCUCAUAGAAGUCGAAAACGUGGUUAACUCACGACCGCUGACCAGCAUUCCAUUGGAAGACGACGAAUCCCCGGUGCUCACACCGAACCACUUCUUGCUGGGAUCGUCGAACGGUUUGAAGCCGUGGCUACCUUUCGACGACAGUCCUGCGGUACUCAGGAACUGUUGGCAACGCUCUCAGACCUUGGCCAACCAGUUCUGGAGACAAUGGGUUCGAGAUUAUCUGCCGUCGAUCACUCGCCGAACCAAAUGGUUUGGCCCAGUGAAACCCAUCGAAACCGACGACAUCGUCGUCAUCGUGGACCCGAACUUUCAGCGAAACUGCUGGUUAAAGGGACGCGUAAUAGCAACGAAGCCAGGAGCCGACGGCCAAGUGAGGUGCGCAACCGUCCGGACCAUUAGUGGUAUCUAUGAGCGUCCAGCCGUGAAGCUCGCCGUGCUAGACGUAGGCGUCUGCAAGGAUACGCCUCAGGACGACCAUCGGCGCAUUCCGGGAGGGAGUGUUAAUCCCGCCACGUCCAAUGGCCCGACGAGCCCCAGCAGCCCCACCGCUACCACUGUGACGGACGCAUACACCUCAACGCGACCACACCCGUGUGUUGGUCAGAGGAUCGUCGAUCGUAUGAAAGUCAAGCGGUCGACGGGUAAAAUGUGUAAACAAGCCAGAACAAUAGCUGAAUCGAGGAAGUAA
Messenger RNA from Ochlerotatus camptorhynchus, 1791 nucleotides. RefSeq lists its product as uncharacterized. Gene Ontology annotation, biological process: DNA integration. The coding region runs from base 1 to 1791 and encodes 596 amino acids. Gene Ontology annotation, molecular function: nucleic acid binding. The record is from RefSeq and is a predicted model, not a curated record. The transcript has a single exon. NCBI's taxonomy places the organism in Eukaryota, Metazoa, Arthropoda, Insecta, Diptera, Culicidae.